Messenger RNA from Actinia tenebrosa (Australian red waratah sea anemone), 541 nucleotides. RefSeq names its product large ribosomal subunit protein uL15. NCBI's taxonomy places the organism in Eukaryota, Metazoa, Cnidaria, Anthozoa, Actiniaria, Actiniidae. Gene Ontology annotation, biological process: translation. The record is from RefSeq and is a predicted model, not a curated record. Gene Ontology annotation, molecular function: structural constituent of ribosome. Gene Ontology annotation, cellular component: ribosome; cytosolic large ribosomal subunit.
GAGUCUGCGCAGUUGGUUCUCUCUUCCUCUCUUCCCUUUCCAAAAUGACUGCCCGUUUAAAGAAGACCAGAAAGCUUAGAGGCCAUGUGAGCCAUGGCCACGGCCGUGUUGGAAAGCACCGCAAACAUCCCGGAGGUCGUGGAAACGCUGGUGGACAACAUCACCACCGAAUUAACUUCGAUAAAUACCAUCCUGGUUAUUUUGGUAAAGUUGGUAUGCGUCAUUUCCACUUGAAGAAGAAUGUUUACCACAAGCCAUCCAUCAAUCUUGAUCGUGUUUGGACGUUAGUCAGUGAACAGACCAGACAAAACUACAAGAACAAAAAGGAUGGCCCAGUACCUGUCAUUGAUGUCGUCAAAGCUGGAUACUUCAAGGUUCUCGGCAAAGGUCUUCUCCCUAAACAACCAGUCAUUGUCAAGGCCAAGUUUUUCAGUCGGCGAGCAGAAGAUAAAAUCAAGGCAGUUGGUGGUGCUUGUGUACUCAUGGCAUAAGCAUUGAGGAAAAUUGGUCUUUGUAUAAAUGAAUAAAACAAUUACACCUA